Dioscorea cayenensis subsp. rotundata (Guinea yam) is the source of this 1895-nucleotide messenger RNA. Its product is annotated as phosphomethylethanolamine N-methyltransferase-like. Bases 247 to 1725 code for a protein of 492 amino acids. Lineage: Eukaryota; Viridiplantae; Streptophyta; Magnoliopsida; Dioscoreales; Dioscoreaceae. Gene Ontology annotation, molecular function: phosphoethanolamine N-methyltransferase activity. The record is from RefSeq and is a predicted model, not a curated record. Gene Ontology annotation, biological process: phosphatidylcholine biosynthetic process. The transcript is spliced from 12 exons.
UUCUCUCCAGUUAACCCCACGAACGAGCUAUAAAAACCUCACCUUGGAUCUUGGUGCUCUUCGCCGCCAUCUCCGCGAAGCGAGAGCCAUAUUCGGAGCUCGGAUAAGCCCCAUUCCUUGCUUGUUAUGCAGCAGAAGGGGAGGUCGCAUAACCGCAGAUCCCGAAGCUUCUCUCGAUCUCGCCUCGCCAUCGAGGGCGCUUAGCUUCUUCGCCUUUGCUUCCAAUAUCGUUUGUUUUUCGCGUCAAUGGCGAUGGCUGAUGGUGGGGCGGAGAGGGAGGUGCAGAAGAGCUAUUGGAUGGAGCAUUCCAAGGAUUUGACUGUCGAGGCUAUGAUGCUCGACUCGCGUGCUGCGGAUCUCGACAAGGAGGAGCGCCCUGAGGUACUUUCUCUACUUCCACCAUUUGAAGGAAAGUCUGUGUUGGAGCUAGGAGCUGGUAUUGGUCGAUUUACCGGUGAAUUAGCAAAAGUGGCUGGUCAUGUUCUAGCACUUGAUUUCAUUGAAAGUGUGAUCAAGAAGAAUGAAAGUGUAAAUGGGCAUUUUGGAAAUACGGAGUUUAUGUGUGCUGAUGUAACAUCCCCAGAGUUGAAGAUGGAAGCUGAAUCUGUGGAUUUGAUUUUCUCAAACUGGCUCCUAAUGUAUCUGUCUGAUAAUGAGGUUGAGAAUUUGGUGGAAAGGAUGGUAAAGUGGGUAAAAGUUGGAGGAUUUAUUUUCUUCAGAGAAUCUUGUUUCCAUCAAUCUGGGGAUUCCAAGAGGAAAAUCAAUCCCACACAUUACCGGGAACCAAGGUUUUACACCCAGAUCUUCAAAAAUUAUCAUACUUGCAACAGCUUUGAUGAUUCUUUUGAGCUAUCUCUCAUCACUUGCAAGUGCAUUGGAGCAUAUGUGAGGAACAAAAAAAAUCAAAAUCAGAUAUGCUGGUUGUGGCAAAAGGUCAGAUCAACUGAUGAUAGGGGUUUCCAGCGAUUUUUGGAUAAUGUACAAUAUAAAGCCAAUGGAAUCUUGCGCUAUGAACGUAUAUUUGGAGAAGGUUUUGUGAGCACAGGGGGAAUUGAAACCACGAAAGAAUUUGUUGCAAAGCUGGAACUCAAACCUGGGCAGGAAGUCCUUGAUGUAGGGUGUGGCAUUGGAGGAGGUGACUUUUACAUGGCAGAGAACUUUGAUGUCAACGUUGUCGGCAUUGAUCUCUCCGUAAACAUGGUUUCAUUUGCUCUUGAAAGUGCCAUUGGCCGUAAAUGCUCUGUUGAAUUCGAGGUUGCAGAUUGCACGAAGAAAGCAUAUCUGGAUAAUUCAUUUGAUGUGAUCUACAGCCGUGACACUCUCUUGCACAUACAAGACAAACCAUCAUUGUUUAAAAAGUUCUUCAAGUGGCUGAAACCGGGCGGAAAGGUCCUGAUAAGUGACUACUGCAGAAGCUCUGGAACACCAUCCCAAGGAUUCGCUGAAUACAUCAAACAAAGAGGAUAUGAUCUGCAUGAUAUCAAGGGUUACAGCAAGAUGCUUGAGAAUGCUGGUUUUCACGAGGUUGUAGCAGAAGAUCGAACUGAUCAGUUUAUGCAAGUUCUUCAAAGAGAAUUGGAUGCUGUCGAAAGGGAUAAAGAUGCAUUUAUUCAUGAUUUCUCGGAGGAAGAUUAUAAUGAAAUUGUGGAUGGAUGGAAAGCAAAGCUAAAGAGGACAUCAAAUGGUGAGCAGAAAUGGGGCCUCUUCUUUGCCAUAAAGAAAUGAAGCUUUUAUCGAUGAAUCAUCCUAUUUUUAAUAAAGCUCAUGCAGAGCAUCUCUAAAAGACAUUGAAAUUAUUUAAUAUAAGUUUAUUGUGAGAUUGAAUGCAGUAAAACCAUAUGAACUUGUUAUCUUGCAUUAUAUAAGAAUGCAAAGUCUCAGACUUUUAAGUAUCA